ACUUUGGUAGUAAGAGAGGCUAGACGGGCUCGUGAAUAAGAAGAAUAAAGAUUUUCUUUGCUUAAGCUUUACCACUUGAGUGGCCCGAUUCAUUUCACAGGUGAAUUUCCACCACAAUCUUGGCAUCCCUGGGUGGGCUCAAACAUCUCAACGGAGUGACUGACUGACGACAACUAGACCAAAUUUGAAGAGCGCUCUGAAAAGUGGACGAGUGGAUUUCUCGAAAAACGAGACACUCACCUAGUUACAGCAGUCGCUCACGCCGAGUGACUGAGCCAACGACCCGGUGAGUUGAUUUUAUAUAUUUGGCCUCUUUGGUAAAUUAAGCAUAAGAAAGGAGUCCUGGAGGACUCUUAGUGAACUGGGUUCACAGUUACAACAAAGCUUUACAGUCAGGGGCUGUACUAGAGAAGUUCUGAUCAGAGAGAAGUCCCAGGGGGAUUCCUGGGGCCGGUUGCACCAGCUAAGUUAAAACUUAGCCUAGUUGUUGCGUAAAUGGGCAAUAAGUCACAAUUUACACACUACUAAAUAUUUGAGUGUUGCACCAUUAAACUUAGGUAGGACGUAACCCUACGUAUAAACUAAAUAUUUACGGAAGCCUCUGACCAGGGAUAACGAAUGGAAUAAAAAAAAGCAGACUCAUUUAAUGACAUCAAUGAGCUUAUGUUUUGCGUGACAGGCUCCAAACCUUGACACACAUUAUUAUGUUGACAUUUACACUCGUGUACAUUUAAGAGAGAAAAAACAUUCUAUAAAAAAACUAAAAAAAAAAAGACUUACUUCUUCAACAUGAAACCGAUCUAACAGUGCACUUUCCUGUGUACGGUGUCAAGUUUCAAAAUAUACAAUAUAUAAGACAGCACUAUUAAAAUGAAUAAAUGUCUAUUUUUCCAGCCUGUUGUAUAGGUAGUUAUCUAUUUAUUGUCCCUUAUUCAUUUUAGAUACAGUUAUUGAAUCUUGUUAUUUACAUAGGCUAAAUAUACCAAUAAUGAAAUCUUGUUUUAUUACAUGUUGUAUUUUAAUGGGGAUAUAAUUUAAUACAGCUGACAGUUACGUGAGCAAACAAGGUAUGAACAUCAACCGUAACAAGAUCAAAUUGAAAUUCAUGGCUGUUUAGCACUUCUGUGCACAAAUUUGAAGGCUGCUUAUUGGAUCAAUACAGGUAAACGUCAUAUUAUGCAACUACGCAUUACUUUAUGGAGAGCUUAUGACCUACUAGCCAAGUCUUGCCUUAAGAACAGGUGGUGCAACCAAUUUAAGCACUAACUUAGUUACAAACUAACUAGUAGUUACUAAGCCCUUAGUGUGUACUUUAUGCCCCAACUUACGUGAGAACUUACGCACAGCUGGUGCAACCCUACCCUGGUGAACUAGAAAGUUCACUGUUGCAUAAAUCUUUAAAGUCUGGGACUGUACUAGGAUAAUUUCUAGUAUGUAGCUCGCAACCUUCUUAGUAGACGUACUAAGUCAUAAGAAACAGAGGGAAGGCACUCAGAAGAGCUCUACAGAAAAUCUAAAAAAUAAAAAGACCAAAGAGUACAUAGGGCCUUUGAGAGAAAUGGAAAAGGUUUAUGGAGAAAUAGAUUUAAAAAAAAAAAAAAAAAGUAAAGCUAUGGCAUAAAUGGACAACGGGCAAGUUCCCAGAAAAUGGCACUUUAAGUGUUACUAAGUUGGAAGAAUGUAGGUAUUUCUUGCAGAACAGGAAUGCGAGAGGUGGAAUGGAUUAGAAUUAAUUGGAAUGAAUCAAAGUGGGAAAAUGAGGCUAAGAAAAGACUUUUAGGUGAAAAUAGACAGAAAAAAACAUGGUCAAUAUUAUAAGGGACAAAAGAAAGAUGAUUUUGAUGCUGCUGUGAGUCUAUCUUUGUCUCCAGGGGCUCCUCCUCUUCCUCUCAAUGAUUCUCCUCCACCUCCGCUCCAGCCUCUAUGAGCCAACCCUCAUCAGCUGACGUUACUGGGGCUUCAUCCUCUCAGCCAGAGGUCCCAAGAACGACCGUUAAAGAAGAACCAGUCUCUUCUCAAACCAGAUCUAAAGCGCCUAGAGGUCGCAGUACAGAAAGGAGAAAUAGACCCAGUAAAGACCAUCCAAAUCCAAAUCAAGAAAAACAUAAUAUGGAGGAAGACGACGACGAGUCCAGAGAUGACUUUUUUCAACCUGAUGAAGCAAAGAUAAAAAUUCUAUUGGUCCAGUUUCCAAACCCACGGGCAGGGCAGGCCGGUCAGCCAACAACAACGUAUGUGUACUGUCCACUUGAGUUGGACUCCAUGGUUAAGGAUAUUACAAGCCCAGAAACCAACAUCAAACAAUGUAUCCGGGACUUAGAGGAUGACGUGGUCCAACUGACCAACCCAGAAUGGACUAAAGUGAUGGCUCGUGUUUUCGGACUGAAAUGGGAACGCCUACGUAAUGAUCCAACACACCCUUGGGAUCCACGAGGCGAAUGACACGCUGACCACUGCCCCACCAACUGGAAACAACUCAUAAGAGCAGAAUUCCCAUGACAAAGGACUGGGACAAAAUUAUAACUGCACACAGAAACCCGGAGAGACAGUGGAUGAUUACGUGGAUCACGUAGUCCAGGCCAUCAAGGAUCACUCUGGACUGAAUGACUAAGGUGACAGGUCUCAGUAUGCCAGACAAGUUAUAGCACAUGGACUAGACAAAAAGAUCACUGACAUGAUAAAGAGCAGUUGCAUAGGAUGGCAGAACAAGAAUCUACAGGAGUUUAUUGACCAUGCCAAACACGCUGAACGCAUCCUACGUGACAAACAGUCUAAGACUCAGAAUUCACUUCAGAUGGCACAGCUGAACUAUUAUCAAGGGGGACAGUUUAACGGCCAGAGGGGACGUGUUGGACGUGGAGGACAGGGACGAGGCAGAGGCCGAGGUAGAGGUGAGCAGUAAUGGGGCAGCUGCCUCAGGUCAGGUGGCUCAGAUGGGUGCAACUGCCCAGGACCCCCAACAACAACAACAGCAGCCCAAUGCUUGGCAGGUGAUUAAAGGUGUUCUCUUCAGGAUUUUUAUCAUCUGGGCUAUAAGCAGCUGGUUCCGCAGAGGUCCAUCAACUCCAGAUCCCAGCACUCCUGCUGGAGCUCCACGAGUGCCAAGCCGCAACCUCUUCCCCAAGGACACCCUUAUGGAUUUAUAUAUAUAUAUCUCUGAGAAUGAGAUAUUUACAGAUUUCAACGACACAGAAGCCCUUUUCUGGUUCCAGCCAGAUCUGGUGUAUGGCGACUGGACCACAGGAGACUCGGGGGAUGGCUGCUUUGAGCAUUACAAAGAGCUGAACCUCUCUGAGAGUGUGAAGCAGAACGGUUCUAUAUAUAUCCACAUUUACUUCACCAAGAGUGGUUUCCACCCAGACCCCAAACGCAAGGGACAGUACCGCAGGCUAUCCACUGUUUAUGCCACUCGAAUGCUUAACAAGUACAAGCGGAGAAAGUUCCUCAAGACCAAGAACUUAUUGACAGGAGAGACUGAAGCCGAUCCAGAAAUGAUCAAGCGGGCAGAGAGUCACGGGCCUGUGGAGAUCAUAUCUCAUUGGCACCCCAACCUCACCAUCAACAUAGUGGAUGAUCACACAGCUUGGGUGAAAGGCUCUGUCCCCCCUCCCCUGGACCAGCAUGUGACGUUUGAUGCAGUGAGUGGAGACUACUACCCUAUUGUGUAUUUCAAUGACUACUGGAACCUGCAGAAGGACUACUACCCCAUAAAUGACACCUUACAGAAUCUGCCUCUGCGACUCAACUACUGUCCCCUCUCAUUGUGGCGCUGGCAGCUUUAUGCCGCUCAGAGCACUCGCUCACCCUGGAAUUUCCUGGGAGACGACACUUAUGAGCAGUCAGAUGAGGACCAGGAUUCUGUUAAGGUAGCUUUACUUGAGACCAAUCCAUAUCUCCUUGGCCUGACAAUCGUUGUUUCCAUCGUCCACAGCAUUUUUGAGUUCUUGGCCUUCAAGAAUGAUAUCCAGUUCUGGAACAGUCGUCAAUCUCUUGAGGGGCUCUCCGUGCGCUCCAUCAUAUUUGGGGUGUUCCAGUCUCUGGUGGUGCUGUUGUAUAUCCUGGACAAUGAGACCAACUUUGUCGUGCAGGUCAGCGUAUUUAUCGGACUGCUCAUCGACUUCUGGAAGAUUACCAAAGUUAUGGACGUCAGGUUGGACAGAGAGAACAGGAUUGCUGGAAUUUUCCCACGGUUGAUAUUCAAAGACAAGUCCACAUAUGUGGAGUCUUCAACCAAAAUCUAUGAUGAUAUGGCCUUUAAGUAUCUGUCCUGGCUGUUGUACCCUCUCUUUGGGUGCUAUGCAGUUUAUAGCUUAUUAUAUGUGGAGCACAAAGGCUGGUACUCAUGGGUACUCGGUAUGCUUUAUGGGUUCUUGUUAACCUUUGGUUUCAUCACCAUGACACCACAGCUCUUCAUCAACUACAAGAUGAAGUCAGUAGCCCAUCUUCCCUGGAGGAUGCUCACCUACAAGGCCCUGAAUACCUUUAUAGAUGACUUGUUUGCCUUCGUCAUCAAGAUGCCAAUGAUGUACAGAAUAGGUUGUCUCAGAGAUGAUGUGGUGUUCUUCAUCUAUCUGUACCAGCGCUGGAUUUACAGAGUGGAUCCCAACCGUGUCAAUGAGUUUGGGACCAGCGGAGUUGACCGAAACAGGGACAGCUCAGCCCAGCCAGCAAUUGACGACACAGUCGCUGCCAUCACAGAUAAAUCAGAGGGGGAGAAGAAGAAUGAUUAACCCCUUUUUAAACCCCACCAUUACCCUCCAGUCUUGUGAAGGUGUAUUCAAGCAUCUUCAAGGCUGAGUUCAUGUUUAAUUGUCAGGGAAGGAACUGGAUUAAUGGUAUUACGUUGAAGACUGCAGAAAAAAAAGUUCCUCUGUAUGCGAUCCAUGGGAAAAAAAAUAAUUCUAUUUAAUGUAGACUAAUUUUUUUCAAUCUCCCACAUUUUUGCAGUCAAAGUGAAGUAAAAUGUGAUGUACUGUAUUGUAUAUUUUGGGGUUGGUAACACUAAUAAUUUGAAGGUUUAGGUGGUCCGUAAUUAAUCUUAUUGGCUGGAGUGAAUAGAGCAAUUGCAGUACAUAUAUAUAUAAUUUUUUUAUAAAGUACAAGAGAAAGGAAAAGAGGCCAAAUGGAGCCUCACUGUUCUGAUUCUGUGUACUAAGUUUAUUUUCAUUCCAUGUGUGACGGGGUACCAGGAAACCGUUGUGUAGUGUAGGACGGAAGAGGCCUGGAAAGACUAGCCAUUCUGUUCCACGUUUUUAAAACAAUUGAUGUUUCAGAUUUGAAAAGAAAAAAAUAACAGCCUUGUAGGUAUUAAUAUAUGAUUAUAUAUUAAUAUUACUAAUAACUAUGAUCGUGAUUUUUCUCGUUUCUAAGCCCCUGAGUUUUCUUUUGUAUCCCAGCUUGUAAAACUGAAAUUGUGCUAACGUCAACCUGUCUAGCAAUAGCUCAAUUGCCAGUCCUCUUACUGAGAACUUGUUUCAUUACAUUCACACUCCAAAGCUGGACCACCGUGUGUCACGUGUCCAAUUCAGCUCGAGACAUAGCACAGUCCAAGAAUGCUUGAGACGAAAUGCCUGGUUUGUCCUUUUUUUGGUGCCGUAAUUCUGAAUUGAUUGGGCUUUUAUUUUGGUACAGUCAAAAUUUGAUCACUCAUGUUUAUAGUAAAGCAUAAGUGCAGUUUAAAGCAGAGUCUGUUAAGAGUUGUGUCUUUGUCAUUUUGGAUAUCUGCUUUUGACAGACUCACACAGGAAAAAAAAACAACAUAUCAAAUAAAAAUGAUCAUGCAAAGAUUUCAAAAAGUAAAAACUUCAAAUUAAGAAAAAGUGUUAAACGUGUGAAAUGCGUAUCUUGCCCUAGGGUUUAGCAUGGAUCUCUUUUGCCAGUGCAGAAAGUUCAGGCACUGAAUCUUUUGUUCAUAUUUAAAUAUUUACAGUCUACAUUUACAUUUGAGCAAUGUGACUGAGCAGAAGAAAAGCUCUGCAUUAUCUUCUAGAAGCACAUUUCAUUAGUACAGUGGCAUUGUUUGAGAACCAUUGCCUUUAUUUCAAUUUGUCUGAGACAGACUGAAUUAUUUAGCUAUUUUGCAUGUUUUACAAUGGUGCAAUAUGAACAUGGGUUAUAAAAAGAUAAAACUAUGAGCAAUGGGGAAACAAGUUAUUUUCUAUGCAUACACGGACAAUUUGGAGCCUCAGAUAUAUAGAAGAUUACUUUGCACUGUUAUCCAUUAUCAACAGAUUUCAACUCUAUGCAAAACUUGGUAGAGCUACAUAUAUAAAGAUACAUAUUCAGGAAUUAAUCUAAGUUUAUUCUUAAAUUCUCCGGUGUGUUCAGCCUUUUCACCAGCUGUAUCAUAUAAUCCGAAAAUAACUUAAUCAUAAUAAACCACUACAACACUGUAAAUGCUACUAUCUGUAGCAUAAUAAAUCGUGUGACGAACUAAGUGUUUGGUAAAGCUUUACAAUAAGGUUCCAUUAGUUAACAUGAACUAACAAUGAACAAUACUUUACAGCAUUUAUUAGUCUUGUUUAAUGUUAAUUUCAACAAAGUUGUCAUUCACCCAAAAAUUAGUUCUCUCAUCAUUUACUCACCCUCAUGACAUCCCUGAUGUGUAUGACAUUUCUUUCUUCUGCUGAAUGCAAAUGAUGAUUUUUAGAAGAAUAUCUCAGCUCUGUAGGUCCAUGCAAGUGAAUGGUGACCAGACAUUUGAAGUAGAGACUAAAAAUAAAAUGGUUUUUCAUUUCGGUUC
This is a messenger RNA of Myxocyprinus asiaticus (Chinese sucker), 6742 nucleotides long. RefSeq names its product putative lipid scramblase CLPTM1. Gene Ontology annotation, cellular component: membrane; endomembrane system. Bases 2934 to 4730 code for a protein of 598 amino acids. Lineage: Eukaryota; Metazoa; Chordata; Actinopteri; Cypriniformes; Catostomidae. The transcript is spliced from 14 exons. The record is from RefSeq and is a predicted model, not a curated record.